AUGAGUCCAAAAUGCCCUACUCUAAACGCCAUCCGUGACCUGUUGCUGUUCCAAAAUGCACCUGCAGAAGCGCAACACAAAGAAAAAGACUCAAAAAGAGUUCGAGAUGAAUCAGCUUCGGAAUCAGAAGCCCCUCAGAAACGUCGAAGUGGAGAAAAAGACCCCAAGCAGAACCCUGUUGUGUCGGGAGCCCAGGGCAAAUCCCUGCAGCUUCAGACUCGCGGUCCUCUCGCUCUGAAAGGCCAAGGACAUGGGAGCGCCAUGAUCCUCCAAUCACUAAUUACAAUGAUGUUCCUGUGGGGUGGUCAAUGGACGAGCUGGAUAUCCAUCUAA
Molecule: messenger RNA, 333 nt
Organism: Penicillium waksmanii
Lineage: Eukaryota; Fungi; Ascomycota; Eurotiomycetes; Eurotiales; Aspergillaceae
Exons: 1
Coding region: 1-333 (110 amino acids)
Source: RefSeq, a predicted model, not a curated record